AUGGCGGCGCUCAGGGCUCACCGGAAGUAGUACCGCGGAAAUGAGGCGGUGCUUCUGCCCGGAAGCGAGCGCGGCUCUGGGAAAGAUGGCGGCGGUGGGCAACGCGGUGUCCUGCGGGACCCGGUCUGAUGGGACCCGGCCCGGAGAGCAGCCUAAAUCUGGGCUGCAGCCGCGUGGGCUCCUUGCCGCCGGGCCGGCGCUCAUAGCAAACGGCGACGAGCUAGUCGCCGCCGUGUGGCCGUACCGGCGGCUGCCGCUGCUGCGGCGCCUCACCGUGCUGCCGUUCGCGGGGCUGCUGUACCCAGCCUGGCUGGGCGCCGCGGCCGCCGGCUGCUGGGGUUGGGGCAGCAGCUGGACUCAGAUCCCCGAGGCCGCGCUGCUGGUGCUCGCCACUAUCUGCCUCGCGCACGCGCUCACCGUUCUCUCGGGGCAUUGGUCCGUGCACGCGCACUGCGCGCUCACCUGCACCCCGGAGUACAACCCCAGCAAAGCGACCUUCGUGAAGGUUGUGCCUACCCCCAACAACGGCUCCACCGAGCUCGUGGCCUUGCACCGCGACGAGGGUGAAGACGGGCUCGAGGUUCUAUCCUUCGAGUUCCAGAAGAUCAAGUAUUCCUAUGAUGCCCUUGAGAAAAAGCAGUUCCUCCCCGUGGCCUUUCCCGUGGGAAACACCUUCUCCUACUAUCAGAGCAACAGAGGGUUCCAGGAAGAGGCGGAGAUCCGAGCAGCAGAGAAGAAAUUUGGGAGCAACAAGGCAGAGAUGGUGGUGCCUGACUUCUCUGAACUAUUCAAGGAGAGAGCCACGGCGCCCUUCUUCGUGUUUCAGGUGUUCUGUGUGGGGCUCUGGUGUCUGGACGAGUACUGGUACUACAGCGUCUUCACCCUGUCCAUGCUCGUGGCCUUUGAGGCGUCCCUGGUGCAGCAGCAGAUGCGUAACAUGUCGGAGAUUCGCAAGAUGGGCAACAAGCCCCAUAUGAUCCAGGUCUACCGCAGCCGCAAGUGGAGGCCCAUUGCCAGCGAUGAGAUUGUUCCUGGGGACAUCGUCUCCAUCGGCCGCUCCCCCCAGGAGAACCUGGUGCCGUGCGAUGUGCUACUGCUUCGAGGCCGCUGCAUCGUGGAUGAGGCCAUGCUCACUGGGGAGUCAGUGCCGCAGAUGAAGGAGCCAAUUGAAGACCUGAGCCCAGACCGGGUGCUGGACCUCCAGGCCGACUCCCGGCUCCACGUCAUCUUCGGUGGCACCAAGGUGGUGCAGCACAUCCCACCCCAGAAGGCCACCACGGGCCUGAAGCCGGUUGACAACGGGUGUGUAGCCUACGUUCUGCGGACUGGAUUCAACACUUCUCAGGGCAGGCUGUUACGCACCAUCCUCUUUGGGGUCAAGAGGGUGACAGCAAAUAACCUGGAGACCUUUAUCUUCAUCCUCUUUCUCCUGGUCUUCGCCAUCGCAGCCGCAGCCUACGUGUGGAUUGAAGGCACCAAGGACCCCAGCCGGAACCGCUACAAACUCUUCCUGGAGUGCACCCUGAUCCUCACAUCGGUCGUGCCCCCCGAGCUGCCCAUCGAGCUGUCCCUAGCCGUCAACACCUCCCUCAUCGCCCUGGCCAAGCUCUACAUGUACUGCACGGAGCCCUUCCGCAUCCCCUUCGCGGGCAAGGUCGAGGUGUGCUGCUUUGACAAGACGGGGACCUUGACCAGUGACAGCCUGGUGGUGCGCGGCGUAGCUGGGCUGAAAGAUGGGAAGGAGGUGACUCCCGUGACUAAUAUCCCCAUCGAAACACACCGUGCCCUGGCCUCCUGCCACUCACUUGUGCAGCUUGAUGACGGCACCCUUGUGGGUGACCCCCUAGAGAAAGCCAUGCUGACAGCCGUGGACUGGACGCUGACCAAAGAUGAGAAAGUAUUCCCCCGAAGUAUUAAAACUCAGGGGCUGAAAAUUCACCAGCGCUUUCAUUUUGCCAGUGCCCUAAAGCGAAUGUCCGUGCUCGCCUCCUACGAGAAGCUGGGCUCCACAGACCUCUGCUACAUCGCAGCCGUGAAGGGGGCCCCUGAGACCCUGCACUCCAUGUUUUCCCAGUGCCCACCUGACUACCACCACAUCCACACCGAGAUCUCCAGGGAAGGAGCCCGCGUCCUGGCGCUGGGGUACAAGGAGCUGGGCCACCUCACCCAUCAGCAGGCCCGGGAGGUCAAGCGGGAAGCGCUAGAGUGCAACCUCAAGUUCGCCGGCUUCAUCGUGGUCUCCUGCCCACUCAAGGCCGAUUCCAAGGCUGUGAUCCGAGAGAUCCAGAAUGCAUCCCACCGGGUGGUCAUGAUCACAGGUGACAACCCACUCACCGCCUGCCACGUGGCUGAGGAGCUGCACUUCAUUGAAAAGGCCUACACGCUUAUCCUCCAGCCCCCCUCGGAGAAAG
Castor canadensis (American beaver) is the source of this 2411-nucleotide messenger RNA. RefSeq names its product ATPase 13A1 (gene Atp13a1). The record is from RefSeq and is a predicted model, not a curated record. NCBI's taxonomy places the organism in Eukaryota, Metazoa, Chordata, Mammalia, Rodentia, Castoridae. Gene Ontology annotation, cellular component: endoplasmic reticulum membrane. Gene Ontology annotation, biological process: extraction of mislocalized protein from ER membrane; intracellular calcium ion homeostasis; transmembrane transport. Gene Ontology annotation, molecular function: ATP hydrolysis activity; membrane protein dislocase activity; P-type ion transporter activity.